Perca fluviatilis (European perch) is the source of this 2649-nucleotide messenger RNA. RefSeq names its product POU class 1 homeobox 1 (gene pou1f1). The transcript has 7 exons. The record is from RefSeq and is a predicted model, not a curated record. Gene Ontology annotation, biological process: regulation of transcription by RNA polymerase II. Lineage: Eukaryota; Metazoa; Chordata; Actinopteri; Perciformes; Percidae. Gene Ontology annotation, molecular function: RNA polymerase II cis-regulatory region sequence-specific DNA binding; DNA-binding transcription factor activity, RNA polymerase II-specific. The coding region runs from base 608 to 1723 and encodes 371 amino acids.
CACUAGCUUACCUGCAUCUGUAAUAGAGAAAAAGAGACAGGGACAUGCAUUGCAGAGGCCUUAAUGAGAGAAAGCUCGAUAGUUGAGAAACACCUUUGAGAAGACAGAUCAGUGAUAGUAACUUGAACCGGAACCUCAUCGCUAUUCAUCUUUGAGUUCUGGCUGAAGUGCUGACAUCUAUGUCUCUUAGAGAGAAAAAGGUAACCGUUCACAGUUUUCUACCUGCAAAUUCCCAAGUGACUGAAGGGAGAACUGUGCUUGGCUGAAUUAGGGAGAAAAAGAACAAGCAAGGAAGACGACACAAGAAGUGAACGACGACAAGACACGGCUAGAAAAAGACAAGGCAGAACAAGAGAAGGCCAAAGAAGACGAGACAAAGACAAAAGGCAAGACGAGGUAAGACAGGCCAUAACAAGACACAAGAAAGGAAGGGAAGGGAAGAGAUUUCAAGAGGACGAGAAAAAAAAAGACACAGGACAAGGAAAGCAACGAUGGGAGGCAAGACCAAUUAAAGCAAGAGAGGGCAAAGCAAAGAAAGGAAACCAGUUAAGGGAUCACGUCAAACUUCAGUGUACCACUGGGACCAUUCGAGAGAGGCCAGAGAAGAAUGGCAUGCCAGGCAUUCAGCGCAGACUCCUUCACCCCACUUUCAGGCGAUUCACCCUUGCCAAUCCUCAUGCACCACGCCUCUCCCGGUGACUGCCUGCCAGCCAGCUCCCAUGCUCACAGCAUGGUUUCUGCAGUAUCAUCUGGACUGUCCCUGGGUCAGCCCACCAAGCGCUCCCACAUGCAUCUGUCCACAUCCUCCUUCGGCAACGCCCCCCCCGGCCUACAUUACCCAGUCACCCCCUGUCACUACAGCAACCAGCAGGCCACCUACGGCAUGAUGGCAGCUCAGGAGAUGCUCUCUGCCAGUAUUUCUCAGACUCGUAUUCUGCAGACAUGUGGUGUCCCUCACCCCAACAUGGUAGGCAGUGCAAACCCAUUGCAAGGGUCUCUUACUCCUUGCUUGUACAAGUUUCCAGACCAUGGUCUAAGUAGUGGUUCGUGUGCACUAAGCCAUAGUUUCUCCACACUGCCCCCGGCCCUCCUCUCCACUGAUGAGGCCCCCGGGGGCCCGAGUAUUGGAGAGAUGAAAACUGAUGGCCAGGGGAAGAGCAUGCGGGACCCGGAAGAUGUCCCUGCCAUGGACUCCCCGCAGAUACGAGAGUUGGAGAUGUUUGCCAAUGACUUCAAAAUACGGAGGAUCAAACUUGGCUACACACAGACUAAUGUAGGCGAGGCUCUUGCUGCAGUGCACGGCUCAGAGUUCAGCCAGACCACAAUCUGCCGCUUUGAAAAUCUACAGCUGAGCUUUAAGAACGCCUGCAAACUCAAGGCCAUUCUGGCUAAAUGGCUUGACGAAGCUGAGCUGGCUGGUGCCUUGUACAGUGAUAAAAUAGGAAUGAAUGAGCGGAAGAGGAAAAGGAGAACAACUAUCAGCUUGGGAGCUAAGGAGGCUCUGGAGCACAGCUUUGUGGAAAAGAUUAAGCCAUCCUCCCAGGAAAUAGCCCGGAUAGCUAAAGGCCUCCAUUUGGAGAAGGAGGUGGUCAGAGUUUGGUUCUGCAACAGACGCCAAAGAGAGAAACGGGUCAAAACCAGCCUCAACCUCAGCUCCUGUUUGACCAAACUCAGCCCACACUGCAUCGUACAGAUGAGUAAAACACAACGACCAAUGACAUAGUUACAUAUUCAGCUAGUGUCGCUCACCUCGAUUCUGAUGGAGCCUCCUUCGUGACCACAGCCAGUGAAAAUGGGUUAUUUCUAAAUCAAAUGUCUGUCAGAAAUCACUCCACCAUUAAGUGGCAGAAUUUAAUCGACAGGGAACACCCAAUAAUAAAAACUGCCCUCACACUGCAUUAAGCAGCUGCUGACGCACUUGAAACUAUUGCAUUGCUUUAACAAUGAGAUGAUAACUUAUAUCCUGUGAAGGUCAGCCUGACCAAAAAAACAACUGAGAACACUCCAACUCUAAGAAAACAUGCGUUAUUGUCAGCUUGUAACUUGACCUUCUUGCAAUGUGCUGCGGUUUUCUUAAUGCCAUUUUUAUGUUGUUGUUUUUUCUUAUUUACAUGAACAGAAAUGUCUUUACAGUAUUUUAAUUUACAAGUCCCAGAAAACUCCACGAUAAAAAAGUAUAUGAAUGCCAAAUAGCAGCUCAGUAAGCCAGUUUAUUUUUAUUUAUUUUUUAAGUUGACACUGUGAAGAUAAACGGCUUUCAUUAACCACUUAUGAUCUGCUGGUUUGACGCUGCAGCGACCAUGACCUGACAUUUAGCUCUUCACUGUGCCUUGCCUUGUGCAAACCAAAUUAAAUGUAAUCUAUCAGCACCAGCGUGCAGGUGAGCACUCGUUUAGAUCAGCCCUGUGCCUUUCUAAAAACAGAUGUUGGCUCAACUUUCGUCCCUUUUUUUUAAGAGAGAAGGGAAACUUUAUUGUCGAUUAAAUGUUUUACAUUUGUCUGCAUUUAACUGCAGGACGUUUUGUGUUGUAGUUGUUUGUGUAUUUGUGAUUAGAGCUGAUGCUCUCUCAUUAAUUAACUGUCUUGUGAAUUGUUUUUGAUUUAUUUAAAUUAAUAUAGCCAUGCUCAAAAAAAGUAAUAUAUUUAAAG